Messenger RNA from Durotheca rogersii, 3291 nucleotides. RefSeq names its product cysteine proteinase. Gene Ontology annotation, molecular function: cysteine-type deubiquitinase activity; cysteine-type endopeptidase activity. NCBI's taxonomy places the organism in Eukaryota, Fungi, Ascomycota, Sordariomycetes, Xylariales, Xylariaceae. Gene Ontology annotation, biological process: protein deubiquitination. The transcript is spliced from 4 exons. Gene Ontology annotation, cellular component: cytosol; nucleus. The coding region runs from base 590 to 2818 and encodes 742 amino acids. The record is from RefSeq and is a predicted model, not a curated record.
CCAUUCCGACCGAACCCUCCUCCGGCAACUCAACCUACCUCUUACCUACCGCCUACUCACCUUUACCUUGUCCACGUCGUCGUCCGCCGACCUUACCUGCCUACCCGACCUACCCACCUCGUCUAUAGACAUACUGACCUCUCGAUCGUCUCCGGAUCCUCUCACGCGAUAGAUAUUAUACAGCCUUGCGCAUCUCAACCUCGAUCACCUCGCAGCCGAUAAUCCAUUGCCGUCUCCUCCUAGGUCCCGCCGUCGAGAUCGACUUGCCGUGCAGGUCGCGCGCGUGUCUAGGACGAAUAUCGGCUAACCCGCCGAAGCUAUUGGAAUCUGGGCGACUCGGACAUCCCAACAACGGAUACGCCCGACACAUUGGCGGCGUAGCCUAGACAGCUUACUCAACGCGAAUCUGUGCUGUCUAGUGAAUUUAUCUCUCACCAUAACCCUGUGUCGCUGCUUUCUAUAUAACCUCAUCGCAUGACUGUGGCCAUCGCCUGCCUCUUCCCUCGCUGACUGACUGCCGCGCUCCGACGCUGGCUUGUCACGACCAACCCCCCGCUGCACCGGCCAUUCGCUUGCUUACGCCUCCGUUAUGGCGAGUUUUUUGAACAAGUGGAAAGCCGGCGCUGCCUCUGCCACAUCCCCAGCAGGCAAAGAUGCACAGAAGAAGAAGGACGAAGCCGCGCCGGAGGUUACGCCGUUAGAGAAGAUGCUCCAGAAUGCCGGCGCACUCCGACAAGACGGGAGUGACAAGUUCUUCGGCAUGGAAAAUUUUGGUAAUACCUGCUAUUGCAAUUCUAUCGUCCAAGCCCUCUACUAUACCGCGCCUUUUCGAGAACAAGUCCUCAAAUUUCCACCGCUGUCCCCUUCAGACACGCCCAACGGCAACCGACCCAGGGUCAACGUGCAGAUCAGAGCCCCGGUGGCGAAUGGAAGCGCGCACGGGGGCGCGAAUGGGAACAAGAAGAGCCUCGCCGCAGAAGCUAUAGAGAAGCGGAAACAGAUCAACGCAGGACAACAACCACAGCCAGUCCGACCAGAAGACAAGCCCGACACCCCGGAAUACAAGAAGAAGCAGGCCAUGCUGAAAGGCCCCAUAUUAGAGCUGGCGCAGGAAAGUACUAGCACCUACGGCAUGGACGAGUGUACCUUCACGGGCCUGCGAGAUAUAUUUAUGGCUCUCGUCGACAGCACUGUCCGUACAGGAGUCCUCAGCCCGCAGCGCUUCCUCGAGAUAUUCAAGCGCGACAACGAAAUGUUUCGGAAUUCGAUGCACCAAGAUGCUCACGAGUUUUAUGGGCUCGUGCUCAAUGACAUCAUCUCCAAUGUUGAGAGCACUGCUAAUCGGUUGUUAAGCGAAGAGGCGUCCCUUCGUCAUGAGGGUCUCGAGGAAUCCCUCAAAACUGCUCUAGGCGCAGUCGCCAAGACCACUUCGAACGGCACGAACUCCCCAGGGACGGGCUGGGUACAUAAUAUCUUCGAAGGUGUGUUGACGUCGGAAACCAAGUGCCUAACCUGCGAGACUACUUCACGGCGCGACGAGACCUUCCUGGAUCUAUCGAUCGACCUAGAAGAGCACACUUCGGUAACCGCCUGCUUGCAAAAGUUUUCAGCCGAGGAGAUGUUGUGCGAAAGGAAUAAGUUCCAUUGCGACCAUUGCGGAGGCUUGCAAGAAGCCGAGAAGCGGAUGAAGAUCAAGCGAUUACCCAAGGUUCUCGCGUUGCAUCUGAAGCGGUUCAAAUAUACAGAGGACUACAGUCGGUUACAGAAGCUUUUCCAUCGUGUGGUGUACCCGUAUCAGAUGAGGAUGUUUAAUACAACAGAAGAUGCCGAGGAUCCAGACCGUCUCUACGAGCUCUAUGCGGUCGUCGUUCACAUUGGCGGCAAUGCAUACCAUGGACACUACGUCGCGGUAAUCAAGACAGAGGACCGAGGCUGGCUCUUAUUCGACGACGAGAUGGUGGAACCAGUCGAUAAGCAUUAUGUCCGAAAUUUCUUUGGAGACAAGCCGGGAAUGGCUUGUGCGUAUGUUCUAUUUUACCAGGAGACAACAUUUGAAAAGGUGCGGGCCGAGCAGGAGGCAGAGGGGCUUGAGGAGGUUAGGAUAGCCAGCGAGACGGCUGGCAUUGCUCAAGAAGACGGCCAGCCGAACGGUCAGAUCCCUGGGCUGACAAGACAGGUGACGCAACCGAUCCGACCGGCUGAAGAGCCCGAGGGAUUGACUACACUGGACCACGCUGCCACAGCACCUGACAUGAUCUUUGACCUAACGAAUCCUUUACCAGCAGCGCCGCAGACCUCGGAUCAUGCAGCGCCGCCGAUCCCCGCAACCCCGGCUGGGGUAACCGCGGCUAAGGAGGACGCCAAAUCGAAGGAGGACAAGAACCGAGAGAAGAAAGAAGCAAAAGCUCAAGAAAAAGCACGCAGAGUAGCAGAAAAAGAGGAACACAAGGCCAAGGAGAAGCAACGCAAAGAGGCUAAAACGCGGCUCCGUGACGCCCACAAGACCAAGCAUGAUGAGUUGAAGAAAGCUCUCGAGGCGAGCAAAAAAAUAAACGAAGAAGAGGGCAAGAGGGAAAACGAGGAAGAAAAUAACGUACCGCCGCUAGCGAAGCCGAUCAAGGAGAGUAAAUCUAUGUCUAGAAAGAGCUUUGGAUUCUUGGGUAAGGACAAGACGAAACGCGAUAGCUUAGAGGCGCCGGCAAACGGACAAAGCGACGAGAGCUCGGCACAUAAUCACAACAAGCCGGAGCAGCCCAAGCCGAAGAAGAGCUUUAGUUUCAACCUCGGACGAAAAAAGAGCCAUCACAACCUGUUGUGAGGUGAUUUAUCCGGUGGUGUUUGUUUUUACAGGACCCGUUUCGGGGGGUUAGUUCUGCGCAUACCCCAAUCCGGCCCUACCACAACGGAUACGGCAUAGAUGGAGUUCGGGGGGUAUUAAAAUGAAGUGCGAGGGUUCGUAAGCAUUGGCGGAGAAUACACCGCGGCUGAGGCUCGCUACGGAUACUGUUGAGAGGGGAGGCUGCCUUGGCACUGGCGGCGCUUGACAUCGAUGCCGCUCGCAUGUUGCCAUGGGUACAUGGUGUAUGAUAAGGUCAGCAGCUUGGGGGGGAGGGAGGUGGAGGAGAGAGAGAGCAGGAUAUAUCCGCCGAGGAAAGGUCGGGGGGGUACGAGAGAAGAUAGAUCAUCUUGAUUAGAUCAUCUCGGUUGCCAUCGAUCGAGCUAACCCGAUUUUUGACGUAGCUUCGUUGGCAUAAUAAUACACUAUUAUUCGAGUACGCAUCACUGCGUAUU